AUGACGGUUCCGCUGCUCCCUGUCAUAAUUCUUGCGGUUUUAAGUCUUAGACCAGAAUUUGCGAUCGCAGACCAAGCCAAAUACCUAUCCAGCUCGUCGACACAGCAAAAAAAUGAUAGUCUACUAUGGGGUCCAUAUAGACCAAACUUAUAUUUUGGAAUCAAACCUCGUAUUCCUCAAAGCUUUCUCGGGGGCUUAAUGUGGACACGUGUGGACGAUUUUACUUCACUCCAACAAAACUUUCGGCACACCUGCGAGCAAUCUGAUAAACUACAUGGCUACGGCUGGGACGAAUUUGAUGUCCGGAAUGGCGGCAUUCAGAAUAUCUAUGAUGAAGGUAAUGGUAUUGAUAUCACUACCUCAUUCAUAAAAAUUCCUGGUGGUGCUCAUGGGGGUAACUGGGCUGCGCGAAUUCGUGGAAAAGUUAGAAAGGGAUUUCCACAAAAUCUUAGAACGACAACUAUCUUUUAUGCCUCACUAGAGGGUAUCGGAAGUUUAGAGGUUCAAAAUAAAGGUGAUCCUAGUGGCGUAACGGGUGACGUUACUUUAACUGGAGAUUCUCAAAGGAUUGGCAGCUACAAUUUAGUAAUCUCUACAGGGAGUGGAAAACAUCCCAAGUUUAACCAUGCUGCAUCCAAGUUAAAACCUUUAGAUCGAACCUUCAUAAACUCCAUACGCACUCCUGGGGACUUGGUUUGGCAGACUAAAGAAAUAUUAUUUCAGAAGCUCCAAGAGCAAGUUGAGACAUAUUUAAAAGAUUAUGGCCAAGAAAACCCGCCCCCUCCAUCACAAAUGUACACAGUCCCUCACCAGCCUGGCGAUGGAAAUUUGCAUUUAGUACAGAAAGUAUUUGAAGGAGACUUUGAGUUUGAUGUUAUCUUCCAAAGUGGUUCCUCAGGGAAAAAAAUCAUACGCAGCGAGAUUUCAGAACUGAUUGAAGAGACUUCAAAAGAUUACUGGCAAAAAUUUUCAGCAAAUUUUGACCUUCAGCCGCCCUUCGAAACAAAAGAUUUAAAGAGUUUCGGUAGUAGUAUGUUUUCCAACCUAGUCGGUGGACUAGGAUAUUUCUAUGGAGAUUCAGUAGUUGAUAGGUCAUAUGCCUCUGAGUAUGACGAGGAAAACGAGGGGUUCUGGGAGGACACUGCUGCGGCUAGGGCUCGAAAGCAAGAAAAGCUAGAGGGUCCUGCUGAACUCUUUACAACAGUUCCAUCACGUUCUUUCUUUCCUCGUGGAUUUCUUUGGGAUGAGGGUUUCCACCUACUUCUAGUUAUUGACUGGGAUAUAGAUCUCGCCCUAGAAGUUGUAAAGAGCUGGUUCAACCUCAUGGAUGAUGAUGGUUGGAUUGGCCGCGAGCAAAUACUCGGAGCUGAAGCACGGAGUAAAGUUCCAACCGAGUUUCAAGUACAAUAUCCUCAUUACGCUAACCCGCCUACGCUAUUUCUGAUCAUUGAUGCACUGGUUGCCAAGGUGAAAGCUUCACGAAAAGCACCCUCAUCGGGCGAGGCAAGGCAGUCUGAACCUUCCGACGAAGUUGGUAAACUUGACUACAUUAUUGAAGACCUCCGCGAGCUCUAUCCUAAACUUGAGAAACAUUACCGUUGGUACCGAAAAACCCAAGCAGGAGACCUCAAAUCCUACGAUCGCACUGCGUUCUCUUCAAUCGAAGCUUACCGCUGGAGGGGACGUAGUCAAAAACAUAUUCUUACCAGUGGUCUAGACGAUUAUCCACGUCCACAGCCCCCACAUCCGGGUGAGCUACAUGUCGAUUUGAUAUCUUGGAUGGGCUUGAUGACUAAAUCUCUCAGAAAUGUUGCCGAAAUUCUCGACCAAUACGAAGAUGCAAUUGAAUUAGCAGAUAUUAGCAAUGCUAUUGUUCUCAAUAUUGACGACUUGCAUUGGUCAGAAUCCCAAAAAUGUUAUUGCGAUGCUACAAUUGAUGACUAUGAAGAGAAUGUACUAGUCUGCCACAAGGGCUACAUAUCUAUUUUCCCAUUCUUAACCGGACUAUUAGAUGCACGUAGCGAAAAAUUAGGUCAUAUAUUAAACUUAAUCGAAAAUAAAGAUGAAUUAUGGAGUGACUUUGGAAUUCGAAGCCUUAGUAAGAAAUCCGAGUUCUAUGGGACAGACGAAAACUAUUGGCGUGGGCCUAUAUGGAUGAACAUUAACUAUCUUAUAGUCUCUCAACUACUAGAAAUUGCUCAAACUCCAGGGCCGUACCAGGAAAAAUGCCAUAAACUUUACGGUCAGUUACGAUCAAAUCUGGUUCUAACGGUAUUUAACUCCUGGUCUGAGACUGGAUUUGCUUGGGAGCAAUAUAACCCCGAGAAUGGAAAGGGCCAACGAACGCAACACUUCACUGGUUGGACUAGUCUAGUGGUCAAAAUCAUGACCCUACCACACAUAAAUAGUCUAAAUCAGCCAGCCGAUAUAUCUUCAGAAAGUGCCGCAUUGGAAAGCAGUCAUAAUGAGCUGUAG
Blumeria graminis f. sp. triticale is the source of this 2475-nucleotide messenger RNA. The record is from the annotation of a GenBank genome assembly. Lineage: Eukaryota; Fungi; Ascomycota; Leotiomycetes; Helotiales; Erysiphaceae.